Molecule: messenger RNA, 2710 nt
Organism: Cornus florida
Lineage: Eukaryota; Viridiplantae; Streptophyta; Magnoliopsida; Cornales; Cornaceae
Product: probable inactive receptor kinase At5g58300
Exons: 3
Coding region: 411-2411 (666 amino acids)
Biological process (GO): protein phosphorylation
Molecular function (GO): ATP binding; protein binding; protein kinase activity
Source: RefSeq, a predicted model, not a curated record
CUUGCUGCUGCUUUAUUUAUAGAUGGACAAGUCUGGAUUUCAUCCUCGACAAUUAGCUUGAAAAUGUAGUCAGAGUACUUCUCUCAUAAAGAUUCAGAAAGUUAGAGAGAGAGAGUAUCAUUGAGAUCUGUGUCCCCGUUCCGUUGGCUUAACGAAGAAGCUAAAUUUUGUUUCUGUUAAUUUUUACGAGUGCUACUACUAUACUUUACUGGCGAAUCCAUAGCUUUUCUCUCUCUCUCUCCUCUCCAAAUUCUCUCGUGAAGAAGAAGAAAUGCCGUUAAAUUACAACAGAGAGGAAUGAAUAUAAAGCCCCUACCAUUGAUUGUUGCUUUCGUUCCACCGGAGUUUUAAUGCCGCAAGUCCCUGCUCGCAUUCCCUAAGGAGUAAAGGGGAAAAUGUGGUAAUGUUUUAUGGCUGUACCAGGGGAACAAGAAGUAUUGCUGAGAUCCCACACCAAACAACUCUCCAUGAAGCUACUCUCUCCUUUUGCAGCAUUAACUUUUCUCUUAUUCCUGGUUUUCCUCCCCCAAACUAUUGCUAACCUGAAGUCAGACAAACAAAGUCUCCUUGACUUUGCUGAUUCUAUCCCUCAUGGCCGAAAACUCAACUGGAAUCCUGCUUCCCCAGUCUGCACCUCUUGGGUUGGAAUCACCUGCACCCCAAAUGGCACUCGAGUGAUUGCUCUCCGCCUCCCUGGUGUUGGACUCCGUGGUCCAAUUCCAGCCAACACCCUUGGAAAACUGGACGCGCUCACAAGCCUCAGUCUUCGAUCCAACCACCUCAGUGGGAGUCUUCCAUUGGAUAUCCUUUCCCUUCCUUCUCUCAACUACAUAUACCUCCAACAAAACAACCUUUCAGGUGAUAUUCCUUCUUCUUUCUCCCCCCGACUCAACGUGCUUGAUCUUUCCUUCAAUUCCUUCACAGGAAACAUUCCAAUCUCAAUUCACAAUUUGACUCAUCUCACUGGAUUGAGCCUUGAGAACAACUCCCUCAGUGGACUCAUCCCUGAUCUCAAACUUCUGAGGCUUCAGCAUUUGAACUUGAGCUACAACCACCUUAAUGGUUCAAUUCCAUCUUCCCUCCAAAAGUUUCCUAUUUCCUCUUUCCAAGGGAACUCUAUGUUAUGUGGCUCACCAUUGGACCGGUGCCCUUCUAUCCUCUCACCUUCUCCUUCUCCUUCACCAACUUACUUGCCACCUUCUCCUUCUCCAACUUACUUGCCACCUUCUCCUCUGCCAGCUUACUUGCCACCCUCACCAGUAGUCCCUAAAAAACAAAGAGCUAAAAAGAAAUUUACCGGGGUAAUUAUUGCUAUUGCUGCUGGGGUUCCUGCAGUGCUGAUCCUUCUAGUUCUGAUGAUAGUGCUAUGUUGUUUUAAGAAAAAAGAUAGUAGAAGUGGUGGAGAUGGUGGAAGGAUCAAGAAGCCUAAAGAGGAUUUCGGGAGUGGAGUGCAAGAGGCUGCAAAGAACAAAUUGAUUUUCUUCGAAGGAUGUUCUUUUAAUUUUGAUCUCGAGGAUUUGUUGCGAGCCUCUGCUGAAGUAUUGGGAAAGGGGAGUUAUGGGACAACCUAUAAGGCAAUAUUAGAGGAGGGAACAACUGUAGCUGUAAAGAGGUUGAAGGAAGUGGUGGUUGGUAAAAGAGACUUUGAACAACAGAUGGAGAUUGUGGGGAGGGUUGGUCAGCACCCAAAUGUUUCGCCCCUUCGUGCUUAUUUCUAUUCCAAGGAUGAGAAACUCCUGGUGUAUGACUACAUUAGAUUGGGAAGCCUGUCCACACAACUGCAUGGAAACAUGGUGACUGGAAGAACACUUGACUGGGAAUCGAGAGUAAAGAUUUCCCUCGGAACAGCAAGGGGUGUUGCUCAUAUCCAUUCUGCUGGUGGUGGGAAAUUCACCCAUGGAAACAUCAAGUCCUCCAAUGUCCUCCUCGCACAAGACCUCCACAGCUGCAUUUCGGACUUUGGCCUAACUCCACUCAUGGGCAUCCCUACUCUCCCACCUAAAACUGCAGGCUACCGAGCCCCAGAGGUAAUUGAAACUAAGAAAUCCACUCAGAAAUCAGAUGUUUACAGCUUUGGUGUUCUCCUCCUUGAGAUGCUGACAGGCAAGUCACCAGUCCAGUCACUGGGGCAUGAUGAUGUGGUUGAUCUCCCUCAGUGGGUCCAGUCCGUUGUUAGAGAGGAAUGGACAGCCGAAGUGUUUGAUGUUGAGCUGAUGAGGUAUGAGAAUAUUGAGGAAGAGAUGGUACAUAUGCUUCAGAUUGCAAUGGCCUGCGUGGAGGUGGUGCCAGACAUGAGGCCGAAAAUGAAUGAAGUUGUUAGGAUGAUCGAGGAAAUCCGGCCAUCUGACACUGGGAACAGGCCGUCAUUGGAAGAUAACAAGUUCAAAAGGGCGACUACUCACACACCUUGAUGGCAGUGGCAUUGCUGAUCCAUCAUAUUCUUAAGCUUUAACUGAACUGCUAGUCUUGAGCUCCUUUUUAGCCCGCAAAUGGAGUCAAAUUGUUUGUUUAAGUCCUCUCUCUCUCAGUGAACUGUGUCAAAACUUAUUGAUUGUUUUAGGAUUACGGUGUCACAGAAAUUGAGUACUCUUACUCCUUUUAUUGUUUACUUGUGUUUUAUAUUUCUUUAGAGCUUUGUAAUUCUUUAACAAGAAAAAAAUUUGAUGUUUGUUCGUAUAAAAAAAUAUGAGGUGAUGCCACCUUCCUUUAA